Molecule: messenger RNA, 639 nt
Organism: Auxenochlorella protothecoides
Lineage: Eukaryota; Viridiplantae; Chlorophyta; Trebouxiophyceae; Chlorellales; Chlorellaceae
Product: Putative tRNA (cytidine(32)/guanosine(34)-2'-O)-methyltransferase
Exons: 3
Coding region: 1-639 (212 amino acids)
Biological process (GO): tRNA methylation; cytoplasmic translation
Cellular component (GO): cytoplasm
Molecular function (GO): tRNA methyltransferase activity
Source: RefSeq, a predicted model, not a curated record
AUGGCCCCCAUUGCCGGGGUCACGCAGCUCCAGGGCGACAUCACCUCGGCGGCCACGGCGGCCGGCGUGGUGGCCGCCUUCGAGGGCCGACCAGCACAGCUGGUGGUCUGCGACGGCGCGCCCGACGUCACGGGCCUGCACGACCUGGACGAGUACGUGCAGGAGCAGCUGCUGCUGGCCGCGCUGGCCAUCGCCGCCGCGGUGCUGCAGCCCGGCGGCGGCUUCGUGGCCAAGAUCUUCCGCGGGCGGGACGCAGCCCUGCUCACCGCGCAGCUGCGGUGCCUGUUCCGGGGCGUGGAGGUGGCCAAGCCGCGCAGCUCCCGAAACUCCAGCAUCGAGGCGUUUGUGGUGUGCCGCGACUUCGCGCCGCCCCCGGGGUUUGACCCCACCUGCCUCCAGGCGCUGCUGGAGGCGGGAGCGGCCGAGUACGAGGCGGCCGGGGACAGCUUGGCGGUACGGCAGCUGGUGCCCUUCAUGGCGUGCGGGGACCUGUCUGGCUGGGACGCCGACCGGUCCUACGACCUCCCCAGCCAGGGUGCAGCGGGGUACACCCCACUGCAGCCGGUCCAGCCGCCCACCGCCCCGGCCUACAAGGCCGCCAUCGCCCUGUCCAGGACAGGGGGGUCUCGGGCCCGAUGA